Messenger RNA from Otolemur garnettii (small-eared galago), 272 nucleotides. Its product is annotated as sarcoplasmic/endoplasmic reticulum calcium ATPase regulator DWORF. Gene Ontology annotation, biological process: regulation of slow-twitch skeletal muscle fiber contraction; regulation of ATPase-coupled calcium transmembrane transporter activity. NCBI's taxonomy places the organism in Eukaryota, Metazoa, Chordata, Mammalia, Primates, Galagidae. Bases 1 to 108 code for a protein of 35 amino acids. The record is from RefSeq and is a predicted model, not a curated record. The transcript is spliced from 3 exons.
AUGGCUGAAAAAGCGGUGUCUACAUAUUCACACCUUCUGGUGCCUAUUCUUCUCCUGAUCGGCUGGAUUGUGGGCUGUGUCAUUAUGGUUUAUGUUGUCUUCUCUUAAAAAGGCAAGAAGACAUCAGAUUGACAUCAUUUAGAAGAAUUCAGAAAGACAUGAACAUGACUGAUUAUUAAAUGUGUUUCAUUAAAUAACUGCAAUGUUUGACAUCACUUUAUAAACUUGGACCAUAAGUUAGCAGUUUGGUGUGCGUAGUAAUUUUUUCAGGA